Molecule: messenger RNA, 262 nt
Organism: Amoebophrya sp. A25
Lineage: Eukaryota; Dinophyceae; Syndiniales; Amoebophryaceae
Source: the annotation of a GenBank genome assembly
AGCAAAACGAGUUGACGAAAACGACUCCGAGCAGGACGUCUGCCAUGACAAGUAACCGUCGGGUCUCCGGUGCACCUUCAUCUGCUUUAUCCAACGAGAAGAGCGGUCGUGGCAGGCGAGUUGAUGCUGAAACAAAAUCUUCUUCUACCAGAAUAGACGUGCUCGAGCAGUCUCGAGACUACGCAGGUAGUGCUGGUAGCUCGUCGAGAGCGGGAAGUAAAGCCUCGAGCACGGGACGGGAAGGAAAUUCUCGAGUGUAUUC